AUGUCUGUGCAUCCGUCUUACCAGCAUGUAAUGGUCCACGGAUUACCCUACGACCGCGGGUUCUCCUAUGGGGAGCAAACUAAGGAAAAGAUCAAGCGCAAUGUCGCGUACUAUAAGCAGCCAGGUAAACUAGGACCAUGGUCCUCGGUUUUGAGAGUCAUUCAGAAAUGCUAUAUUCCUGGGCUCCAAUGUUACUGGCCAUCUGGAUUGGAAGAAAUGCGUGGCGUUGCUGCUGGCGCCGGCGUUACAGUCGAAGACAUCGUCAUGUUGAAUGCGCGAUAUGACCUCUCGCAUGUAAAGUUCGACGCCGUGUCUGAAACCCCCGCCGGAGAAGAAGCCAAGUCCAUGGACGCUGUCCCCGAAGUCUCUCGGGAGACGCCUGCCGUCAAAGUGGCCGUUUCAGAGUCCAGUGUCACGGAGCGCACUAAACCUGACACCGAGAAGAAUCCCGCAGCGGAAGGAAAGCCCGUUGAGGAAAGGAUACAGGUCGAAGUCGCAGAAGAAUGUACCUCCGCAAUCAUUCUCACCCCCGCGACAAGGGAUCGGGUAGUCUUGACCGCACAGAACUGGGAUAUGUCGCACCGCCUUGUCACCGAAGACGCCAUUAUCUACCUUGAGAUUCAUCCAGAUGUCUCCGAAAACAUCCCAUCAAUGUUCCUUGUCACCGAGGCGGGUCAACUGGGCCGCUCAGGAUGCAACGCGGCCGGGCUAGGUCUCACAGCGAACUCCCUGCAGAGCGAUAUUGAUCAAGCUCCCGAUUUAUCAAUCCCUAUUCCCCCUCUGGGGCAUUGA
Messenger RNA from Penicillium coprophilum, 792 nucleotides. Its product is annotated as Peptidase C45 acyl-coenzyme A:6-aminopenicillanic acid acyl-transferase. Bases 1 to 792 code for a protein of 263 amino acids. Lineage: Eukaryota; Fungi; Ascomycota; Eurotiomycetes; Eurotiales; Aspergillaceae. The transcript is spliced from 2 exons. The record is from RefSeq and is a predicted model, not a curated record.